AUGAGUUCAGAUAAGAAGGUUACUGCUUCUGUUAUUACUCAGAGACAAUUAUCUCAUUUGAAUUCACAAAUGGCUCAAUUACAUGCUAAUUUAUCCGAUUUUAAUGAAUUAAUAAAUACUACUGUUCUACAAUAUAACAGAAUUGAAAAUUUAGGUAAGAUACAUGCUUCUAUUUUCAUGGCUUCUCAAAAAGUGUUUGAAGAGGAAAUGUUUAAUGAUGAUGGUAGAUUAGAGAGGAAUAAUUAA
Insectozyma verbasci is the source of this 246-nucleotide messenger RNA. Lineage: Eukaryota; Fungi; Ascomycota; Pichiomycetes; Serinales; Debaryomycetaceae. The record is from the annotation of a GenBank genome assembly.